This is a messenger RNA of Rubroshorea leprosula, 3704 nucleotides long. Lineage: Eukaryota; Viridiplantae; Streptophyta; Magnoliopsida; Malvales; Dipterocarpaceae. The record is from the annotation of a GenBank genome assembly.
AGCAAAUGUUGUUCAGGCACUAAAUCUCGGCUUAGAUGAGCUUAACGCUCAUGCUCAGCAGCACAUCAAUCCUGGGAUGUUUAAGGAAAACCAUUGUUUUUGGAUGUUGCUACCAAGACCCACAAGGAUCAGAAGGAGUUUUAAGCCCAGAAACCACUCUUGUUGUUAAUUGCUUCAUCACCAUCUCUCUGCAAGUUUUAAGAUAUUUCCAGGAAUAGGAAUUUCCUUUAUGGAUUCCUUGAAAGAUGCAAUUCUUGGAAGGGUAGGCGAAUAUGUAGAUUCUCACAUAAACUUCCAAAAGGAUGUGGAUUAUCUUAGAGAAAGAGUGGAAGAUUUAAAGCGUAGAAGAAAGGAUAAAGAAGCAGAGCUAAGAACAGUAGAUCUCUUAAAAAAAGGGGUCAAAGAAGAAGUGCAUGCAUGGCUUAAAAAUGCUAGGAGGAUCAUUGAUGAAAUGCUACAUAUUGAAGAGGAGGUGCAGAAUGUUCCAUACUUGUCGCGUGGUAAACUUGGAAGACGUGUUCGUCAAAAGAUUCAAGAGGUGAGGGAAAUUUAUGAUCGAGGCAGUUUCCCUGAAGGUCUUGUAAUUGAAAGGCCUCCGCCUAUCGGAUCCAGUUUGGUAAUAGAGAAUUUGGAGGGUGAGGUUGAUGUGAAGAAAAAAAUUUGGAAGUACUUGAGGAGUGAUGAGGUUGGAAUGAUUGGAGUUUGUGGAAUUGGUGGAGUUGGCAAAACUACUAUCAUGAAGCACAUUCAUAAUCAAUUAUUGAAUGAGGUUGCCUUUAACAAAGUGAUUUGGGUUACAGUAUCGCAUCCACUCAAUAUUAUAAAAUUACAAGGUGACAUUGCUAGAAAAAUGAACAGAAGUCUUAAUGAUGAUGAGGAUGAAUUGGAGCGAGCAUCAAGACUGAUGGAGAUUAUGAAAACGGUGAAAUAUGCAUUGAUUUUAGAUGAUGUGUGGGAUAAAUUUACCCUUCAGAAAGUUGGAAUACUAGAACCAACAAUGGAAAAUGGGUGCAAAAUUGUUGUUACUAGUAGAUCAGUUGAUAUAUGCAAUUACUUGAGAUGUCAAAUAGUUAAGGUGCCACCUCUUUCAAAACAAGAGUCUUUGAACUUGUUUUUAGAUAAGGUGGGGCGAGACAUUCUACAAAUUUCUGAUUUGGAAGAGAUUGUAAAGCUUACCGUGGAUGAAUGUGCUGGUUUGCCACUGGCCAUUGUCGUCAUUGCUGGGAGCAUGAGAGGAGUAAAAGAUAUUUGUGAGUGGAGAAAUGCAUUACGUGAAUUGCGUCAAUGUGUGGUGGAUGCAGAUUCAGAAGAUGAGAUAUUUAAUCGUUUAAAGUUUAGUUAUGAUCGUUUGCAGAAUUCAGACAUUCAAAAUUGUUUCUUAUAUUGCUCAUUGUAUCCAGAAGAUUGUGAGAUUAGCAAGAAGGAUCUGAUUGAAGAUUGGAUUUGUGAAGGACUUAUUGAAGAAUUAGGGAGCAGACGGGAAAAGCAUGAUAAAGGACAUACUAUUAUAAAUAGACUUGAAAACAAUUGUCUGUUGGAGAAAGGUUAUAAAAGUAGACAUGUUAAGAUGCAUGAUGUUUUGAGGGAUAUGGCAUUGCGUAUCAAAAGCACUGGUCCUUGUAGGUAUAUGGUAAAAUCUCAAAUGGGAGUAACAAAGAUACCACAAGAGAAUGAAUGGACUGAAGAUCUUGAAAAGGUUUCCCUCAUUGCAAAUAAAAUAUCAUAUAUUCCUAUAAAUAUGUCUCCAAAAUGCCAGAUGCUCUCAACCUUGAUUUUAAAGGCUAAUGAAAGCUUGAGACAAAUUCCUGAGUGCCUUUUUGGAAACUUGCUUGGGCUCAAGUCUCUUGAUCUUUCUUUCACUGGCAUAGAAGCUCUACCCAAUUCCAUAUGUAACCUUGAAAAUCUUACCACAUUGAUCCUUCGUGGAUGUAGGCAUUUAGAAUGCAUACCUUCCUUAGCAAAGCUUAAGCUAUUAAAGAAGUUGGAUUUGUAUGGAGCAGGCCUUCUUGUGGCUCCUAAAGGCAUUGAAAUGUUGGUAAAUCUUGAAUAUCUCGAUUUAUCUUGUCCAAAGCUAGGGGAGCUACCAGAAGGAAUGAUCAUCAACCUCUUCCGCCUCCAAUACCUAUGUAAAGGUGGGAUUUCAACUGAAGAAACAAUAAGAGUAGAAGAAGUAGUAAGGUUGAAGAUGCUGGAAAGUUUUGAAGGUAGUUUUUAUCAGCUAAAAGACUUCAACAGUUUUGUUAGCAAGUUAAAACAUUUGGGAAGACUCAGUCAUUACAUAUUUGUUGUGGGACCACACAAUAAUGACCAUUUCCGGAAAUUUGAUUAUAACAAUUGCCUGAAAAAGGUAAUUUUACAAGAUUGUGAGAUAAGAGGAGAAGAUGACUUGGUGCUUCCAGAUGACCUUGAGGAUUUGACUAUUGGUUUAUGCAGUACUGUCGGUGAUGUUUCUAUUUUUCUAAAAAAUAUAACUCAGUUGAGAAGGUAUGAGCUGUGGAACUGUAAAGGGAUAGAGUGUGUGGUCUCGUCAUCAUCUUUGGAACCCCUCACAGUUAUGAAUAACCUUGAAUAUCUAAAGCUUAGUCACUUGCCUAGCUUUUGUGAUUUAGUGAAAGUGUCCAAAACAACAGAAUGGCAUGCACCAACAUCCCCUCACAUUUUUUCCAGUCUCAAAGAGUUGCAUGUAGUGAUGUGUUCAAAAAUGAAGAAGUUGUUUCCAUGUGAACUGCUGCCGGACUUACAAAACUUGGGGCGUGUUAAUGUUCAUUCUUGUGUUGAGAUGGAAGAAAUAAUAGCAUGGGAAGACGAAAAAGGAAAUCAAACAACUACUGCAUUCACUCUUCCAAAAUUAAGGAUACUGAUAGUAGACGGAUUACCUGAAUUGAAGAGAAUUUGCCCCAAAAGAGGAGUAAUGAUCUGUGAUUCACUUGAGGUCAUUAACAUAUGGAGCUGUCCAAAGUUAAAAAGGAUUCCCCUUAGUCUUGUUGGCAACAGAUCUCCUGCUCUCAAAGGAAUCUCUAUAGAACCAAAAGAAUGGUGGGAAUCACUGGAGUGGGAGAAACCUGACGAGAAAAAUGCCCUCCUGCCUUUCAUCAAAUUCUAGUUAAGUAUGCUAAUAUGUAUAUGUAUAUAUAUUCAUUUAUUUUGCAUCACUUGCUUUCCGUUCUCUGUUAUUUCAUAAAUAAAUAUUUAGUCUCUUUUUACAAUAUUUUUGGUUCAUAUAUAAAUGUAAUUCUUGGUACCAACCAUGUUUGAAGGACUCAAAAUGUCAAUGUUGAUUUGCUUUUUUAGCGAAUCUUUGAUUAUUUGUGUCAAGAUGUCUCGGACACUAAUUCUUCUUUAAUUAAUUGCAGUCAGCAUUAGUAGGCGCAAUGGGCUCGUAUCAGUCUGUUCAGCUUUGAAAGUAUGGCAGUUCCAUCAAUUUCUGUCUUCAAUUUCAAAUGCCCUGGUCAGGCUGCAUCUCUUACCCAUCUCAAACCUCUUUCCUCAACUCAGCAACAUAGCUAAGGAAAAUAAAAAUUGGAUUCAUACUUGAAUCAAAGUCUUUGUUCUUGCUGUAUGGUGCUAUAGCUAAACUUUAUUUAAUGCUUGUUUCUUGUUUCUUGAGCCGAUUGCUUCGUUUGAAGCAACGUAUCCUUGAGCAUAAGUUCUGCAGCUUCUAUAUAUGCUUAUUAAUGAUUGGAAAAGAAAACAGGUGCAACAGA